Sycon ciliatum is the source of this 1425-nucleotide messenger RNA. Its product is annotated as RNA-binding protein PNO1-like. Lineage: Eukaryota; Metazoa; Porifera; Calcarea; Leucosolenida; Sycettidae. The record is from RefSeq and is a predicted model, not a curated record. Gene Ontology annotation, cellular component: nucleolus. Gene Ontology annotation, molecular function: RNA binding. The transcript has 9 exons. Bases 142 to 870 code for a protein of 242 amino acids.
UCGUUUGUCACUUUGUGAACAAUUGCCAUGUAGCUUGCAAGAAACUUUUUACUUACUAGUAUCGCAGCAAAUCAAGCAGGGAGUGUCUGAAUCUGAAGUAACAACUUGAAUUAUAGUGAGUAUUUGCUAGUGGUUGAAGACAUGGCGGAAGCGAAGGAGACAGAAGAGUCAACGAAAGGCUCGAUUCCAGAGGUGGAGGAAGAUUUGGUGCUUAUGGAAACCACGCCAUCCCGAAAGAAGCGGAAACAUGAUGCAGCAGGCUCAGAUGGAGAUGCUGCCACUAGAGACACGUCGAAGCGCCUGAGUGGCGAUACGUUUCUGGGUCAGAACGAGAUACGCAAAGUGCCCGUGCCACCCCACCGUUACACCCCUCUCAAGGACAGCUGGAUGAAGAUCUUCACACCAGUGGUGGAUCAUCUGCAUCUGCAGAUUCGAUUUAACCUGAACACAAGGAACGUGGAGCUCAGGAGUUCAGCGAAAACGAAAGACAUCGGUGCUAUUCAGAAAGGAGCAGAUUUCGUCCGCGCAUUCAUGCUUGGCUUUGACGUUGAAGAUGCGCUGGCUCUGGUUCGGUUAGACGACCUGUUCUUGGACUCGUUCGACAUUGAGGAUGUCAAGCCACUGAAAGGCGAUCACUUGUCACGUGCCAUUGGACGUAUUGCCGGCAAGGGAGGCAAGACCAAGUUCACCAUCGAGAAUGUCACCAAGACGAGAAUCACACUGGCUGACAGUAAAAUACAUAUUCUGGGAUCGUAUCAAAACAUCCAGAUGGCACGUAGAUCCGUUUGUAAUCUAAUCAUGGGGAGCGCACCAAGCAAGGUGUACGGCAGCAUGCGUGCCAUGGCCAGCCGCUCGGCGGAACGAUUCUAACCUGCCUACUGUUCCUCCCCCCCCCCCCCCCUCUAGUGUUGGAAUACAGUGUUAUGGUUGGCUGUGUGGAACAUGUACACUCUGUAGAAGCAUGGCACCACACGAUUGACCUCCCGCUCCCCUCUUCCUCCUGUACAUAGCCCCUCUGUACAUAGUCACACCUCAUAUGUACAUAUGACCCAUAGCUGGCAUAAGCGAUUAGCUAAUAUAAUUAUUUUUUCAUAAUGUAGUGCAGUGUUGUAUGCGUGUUGCUGGCGGCUGGAGCCAGUGCUGCCUUCCUCAGAUGGUGUGACUGAAUGGAAGAAAAGUCUGCUAGGGUAGUUGAACCAAUUGGCCAAUUCCCCAAUACCAGCAAAUCUACAAUUGUUAUGAUUGUACACGAGCGUACUUCCCAUCUGUGUAUUGUUGGUGAUUGCUGACUGUCAGAGUGUCUUCUACUGUAUAUGCAGUGCUGUACAUCAACUUGAUUUUCAUAGCAGACUCAGCUUGAUUUGUCGUAUUUUUUGGGAGCCGGUCUUGUUACCGCCGGUCUGAAAUAAGCACCACCUCGUUUCA